CUUCUCGCUAUUCAAGCAAGCAGCGUACUAUAAUAGUAAUUCAUUUCAAAAUGUCGUACAAGCUAGUAGUGUAACAUGAGAUAUCUUUCGGGAAAGCUGCCAUGUUUCCGAAGAAUCCGCGAUUUGUAUUUUCGAUCGUUUUUUGUGGGUUUUUGAUUGAUUUUGGUGUUAGUUGGAGUGAUGGGUCGCGUCACGGUGAAGUAACAAAGAGGACCGUAAAGAAUAAUAAAGAAGAAGAAAGAGGUUCCAGAAACCAGACUGAUCUCACCAAAAACAAAUCAUCCCAUAUUAUCUACCAACCGUUUCAAUUUCAUCUUAAAACCAAAACCCACGUACCCACCAGAAGUACCAAAAAACUAAAAGGAAAUGCCAUUCCAAACCAAACAGCCAAAAAAGUUCCUAAAAAGCAAAUAAAAAUUGAUCGAGAUACUUUGACCGAACAAAACCAAGAAUCAAUUCCAAAUCCUAGUCAAAAAUUCGGCCUUGAUCUUAAUAUUGGUGGUUCAAAUGGAAAAAAAGGUAAAAAAAAUCAACAAUCUUUCAUACAAAGAAUUCUACCGUUGAUGGUGACGCCAUUUUUGAUAUCCUCGGCAAUGGUACCAAUGAUGUUGAUGUCAUUAGUUCAUAUGUUAGUGAAAAGCGCUUUUAUCGGUAAAAUCGGGUUGAUCCUGAUGAUCAUAAACAUGUUCUCCAAUAGAAGGAACCCCGGUGGAGUAUCACAUCAUUCCCUCGAUACAGGGUACGCCGGAAAUGAUGUGGCUAUGGCGCACUAUGGGUGGCACGGGGACGAAGAGUACGGUGCCUAUGUAAAUAGAAAAAGACGAAGAAAAUAGCGUGGAAAUUGUGAAUGUGUAAUGAAGAAUAAAAAUAUUCGCUGGUAGUGAAUAUUGUUACUAAAGAAUUACAUGAAAAAGUUUCUGAUAUAUUUAAUAAGAUUGAAAUGUAAAGAAGAUUGCUUUUCUUCUAUAAACCUCUGCUGAAUAUCAAAAAAUUAAAUCAAACUUGUCUCACCCUGUAUCUCAGUAACGAAGCACGCCUAUGGAUUUUUUUAGUUUAAUUCCCACCCUUGCUGCGUCACAUUUUUGUUUUAACUAAGCAAAAAUAGUAAACUGUUUAAUAUAUUAAAAUAUCGACUAACAUACAGAACGUCUCAUCUGAAAAAAAUUGUUUGUAGUUUUUUUUUGUUUAGUUAACUGAUUUGAUUGCAUUUUAUAACC
Psylliodes chrysocephalus is the source of this 1217-nucleotide messenger RNA. The record is from the annotation of a GenBank genome assembly. NCBI's taxonomy places the organism in Eukaryota, Metazoa, Arthropoda, Insecta, Coleoptera, Chrysomelidae.